Messenger RNA from Dermochelys coriacea (leatherback sea turtle), 5888 nucleotides. It is a transcript of the gene SLC37A4, whose product is annotated as solute carrier family 37 member 4. Gene Ontology annotation, molecular function: glucose 6-phosphate:phosphate antiporter activity. Gene Ontology annotation, biological process: phosphate ion transmembrane transport; glucose-6-phosphate transport. NCBI's taxonomy places the organism in Eukaryota, Metazoa, Chordata, Testudines, Dermochelyidae. Gene Ontology annotation, cellular component: endoplasmic reticulum membrane. The transcript is spliced from 10 exons. The record is from RefSeq and is a predicted model, not a curated record. Bases 1101 to 2390 code for a protein of 429 amino acids.
UUCCCUCAUGGACCUCUCAACCAUGUAACCCCUCCACAGGCCCCCAGCCAUCAUACCCCCCGCGUGGACCUCCUACCCAUGUAACCCACACUACAUACACAUACCGACCAACUCCCUCAGGCAUAUAACCUCACACCUACCCACCCCACAGACAUACACAGACGUGUAACCUCCUUCCUGAGGCUGGCAUGUAACCUCCCACACACAAGUGCCCCUCCCCAAUUAAAGCCUGUAGUCCUUGCCCCAUGUUGCCCUUCUCCUGAGCUUAGCAGGAGUGUUAUUGCUUUCUGGCAUUUUGCUUGGUAUCCAUUUCCUGGGUGAGCUUUCACCUCAAGGAUGAGCAGCUGAAGAGACUUAUAUAUUUAGUUCUUGCCCCCUCCCAACCCCAGUCCCUUAUCUGUGUCCGUGCAGCUCCAGUUAUAGCCCUGGCUCUGCCAUUCAUCUACUCUUUUGGGCUCUAAGCUAACUCAGUGCUUGCUCUGAACCUCACGCUUUCCAUACUUAAGUAGGGAAAUGCUCGUGUUACCAUCGAUAAGAGUAAUGUUUCUGUUAGAGUAAAUUUCUGGUGUCAGGAACUGGUGUCUUUUUAAAGUGCCUGGUACACUUUCUGAUGCUGUAUAUGUAAUGAUAUCAGACUUGGGCAUCAUAACAUGUUGCAUCCCAGUCUUAGUUAAACAGGAUGUCUUAAUGUUUUUUAAAUACAAUGGAUGGAUUGUUAAAAGGAUUGGGUUGAUGGUUUUGUCCUGAAUGACGAGUUCUGUAAGUUAAUCAUUCUCCGGAAAGCAGCUGUAAACAAAACUGAGAAGAAAAGAGAUCAUCAAUAAAGCUGUAGCUCUGCAAAAAUAUCCCAGGAUGUGAAUUCUGAGAAGAGUCCAGCUUCCAGUUCAGACACCCUGUUAGUUGCUGUUUUUUUUCUUUUCCUCAUUCAAAACUGCUCUUUUGUUCCAACUUUUAUUUACAAGCAAUUGCUAUUUUUUAAAAAUCUUUUUUUACAACUAUUCACUACAGCUGUGAGCUGAAUUUUUAAAAAGCAGGACAAAUCCUCCUAUCAACAGGAUUUUUCUUUUUUUCUUUCUUGGAGAUAUUACUUUGAUUGUACCAUGGUGGAUAAGGGUUACAGUUACUACCGAACAGUGAUAUUCACUGCCAUGUUUGUUGGUUACACACUGUACUAUUUCAAUAGAAAAACAUUUUCAUUUGUAAUGUCCUCAAUCAUGGAAGAAAUAGAAUUGGACAAAGAUGACUUGGGUCUCAUCACUAGCAGCCAGUCUGCAGCCUAUGCUAUCAGUAAAUUUAUCAGUGGAGUCCUCUCUGAUCAAAUGAGUGCCCGCUGGCUCUUCUCAUCUGGCCUUCUACUGGUGGGCGUAGUCAAUGUUGUCUUUUCUUGGAGCUCUACAGUUACAGUCUUUUCAGGACUGUGGUUCCUGAAUGGGCUGGCUCAAGGACUGGGGUGGCCACCGUGUGGGAAGGUACUGCGCAAAUGGUUUGAGCCUUCCCAGUUUGGGACGUGGUGGGCAAUUCUCUCCACCAGCAUGAAUCUGGCUGGUGGCUUGGGCCCCAUUGUUGCUGCUUUGAUGGCUCUGAGCUACGACUGGCGCACAACUCUGUCCGUCUCCGGCUUCAUCUGCGUGGUUGCCUCCUUUAUUUGUCUUGUCCUGAUUAAAAAUGAGCCCUCAGACGUUGGGCUACCAAACAUUGGACCAGGAACCAUGAAGGGGAAAAAAGGUUCAUCCAGAGAUGACAGCACCCUGGCAGAGCUGCUACUCUCGCCAUACCUGUGGGUACUCUCGACUGGCUACCUGGUUGUCUUCGGAGUGAAGACAUGCUGUACAGAUUGGGGUCAGCUCUUCCUGAUUCAGGAGAGAGGACAGUCUGCUCUUGUGGGCAGCUCUUACAUGAGUGCCUUGGAAAUCGGAGGCCUGGUAGGAAGCAUUGCUGCUGGGUACCUUUCUGACAGAGCAGUAGCACAGGUGGGUCUGUCAAGUUAUGGGAAUCCUCGGCAUGUGCUCCUGCUUUCCAUGAUGGCGGGAAUGUCUGCUUCGAUGUACCUUUUCCGGGUCACAGUCACAAGUGACUCUCCUAAGCUGUGGAUACUGAUUCUCGGAGCCAUCUUUGGGUUUUCUUCUUAUGGACCAAUUGCGUUGUUUGGAGUGAUAGCAAAUGAGAGCGCACCUUCCAACCUGUGUGGCACCUCCCAUGCUAUUGUUGCACUAAUGGCCAAUGUUGGUGGUUUCCUGGCUGGAUUGCCUUUCAGUACUAUAGCCAAGCACUACAGUUGGGCCACAGCCUUCUGGGUAGCUGAAAUAACGUGUGUCGUCAGCACCAUAGCCUUUUUCUUAUUACGGAACAUCCGCACCAAGAUGGGUCGGGUACCCAAGAAGAUUGACUAAAGAUGAGCAGCAAAGGUGCAGCUGUUACCCAGCUUACUCUGUCAUGAGCUACCUUCUGUGUCUCCCUCCCCAGAAGCAGAGACCGCUACCUCAUUACUAAAGAAAAACGCUGGUCACGCAGCUAUUAUCAGAGACUGAACAGUUACUGGUCCACAUAUUACUACAGAUCCCGGCCAUUGCAGCAAAACAGCUCCCUUUUCAGUAACGGCAAUGAGUAAAGUUCUUUGGAACUCCAUUCAAGAGAUGGAAGCACUGUACAACAGUUACUUUUUGCUGUUAAAUUAGUCACCAUGGCUAACCUCAGAGUAUUAGUGAACUGCAAAACAGAUGGUUAACACUGAAUAGAAUAGUACUUCCUGGAGUACCAAGGAAACUGUUUGAGAGUGUAUGCAGUAACAGCAUUAGACACAUACACACCUUGUAUAGCUCCUCUCUUUCUGUAUUAUCUAGAAAAGUCUUUAAAAGAGAUUUAACAUUAGGUUGUAAUGAUUAGUAACAUAAUCAAGGAUAUUGUCAGGUGAAAGCAUAAAUUUCUAAUGGCUCCAGUUCCAGUGAACUGAACCAGGUACAGCAUUUUUAGGUUAAACUACAACAUAAAGUCUGCUUACUAUUAUGAAUGCCUGUUAGCAGGAUUGUUGCCCCUUGGUAGUAUGUCUUUUGUUAACAGGCUUUUCUUAUCAGGAUUUUUGUUUGUGGUCUCUGCAGGGUUUUAGUUAUUCAGAACGCCUGUAGGUAAGCAAGAAACUCAGUGGCCACCACUGUAAAGCUACCUUGACAUAACAGAUUGCUCUGCCAGCCUUAACAAAAUGGCUAACUGUUGUACAAAAGCAAACUACAUUUGAUACUUAAGCAUGAGUAUUAAGAAAUACGGUUUACCAACUGUGAAAUAAAAAUGUAGCACUGCAAUGGCAGCAUGAGACGACUUGUGCAAAGGGAUCAAGAAAAAAGGGGGAAGCUCUUGCCCAGAGGCCAGUGCUGGAUACAGGACAUUCCUCUUUCUACAGUGAGCAGCCUUAGUCAGAAGCAUUCAUUUUAUGUUGCCCUUCCUGCUGCUAUUCCUCAGAACAGCUGUGCAGACACCAAGGAAUUUAUUUUUUCAGUUUAUUCCUUAUUCAUUUCACCCACCUCCCCUGCUUGAAAUCCAUUAUUUCUGUUUACACUGAGGUAAGCUGAAGUGUGCCUUCCAAGGGGGUUCUGGCACAGUAAAGGGCAUCUCAAGCUAGAAUGGUUUCAGAUGGUAAAACAGAACACCGGAGUGAUAAUAACCAGGCUGCAUGUUUACCCUUGUUCAGACUAGCUCUAGCAGAAGUGAAUGCAUCUAGUCCAAGAAUUAAUCUAUCCACACUUUAAGGGAAUGUUUAUUGCUUGUACAUCCAAAGUAACCGUUUGUCUGAGCCAUAAAUUAAAGCUGCAGAAAAAACUAAUAUAUGUACACAUUUAAGAGUGAAAAAGGGGUGUAUAAUAGGUUUUACCACCAUGUUGUGUCUUAUCUUCCUCUGUGUUACAGUGACAGCAUUAGAGCUGCAAUCAUAGCUUCAGCCACAUAUGUCCAUUCUUAGCUAUGAUAAUAUUCACUGUUAGGCAAAGGUGGAUUCCACACCCAUGGAAUAAAGCAGCAUUUCUGGAGAUGACAAAAGCAAUUUGGGACCUCAUGACCUCCUCUCUUGCUGCUGUAGCCAGAGACAGGAUUCUGUAAAAGCUGUCUAGUAAGGAGAGGCUCAGUACUGACACUGGAAAAGUCCUAUGAUCCUGGUCCAAAUGGUCCAGCUUUUUCUGCUACCUCCAAAGCAAGUUUCAAGUUUUGAUCGAAGAGCUCACACCUGAAAUAUUCACAGAAAUACAGGCAUGAGGAUCAGAAGGGGGUGAAAAAAUCCCCAUCUACAACCCAAAACAUAUUGGUGUUUUUAAUCUGAGAACUGUUAGCUCGAAGACAGCCCCAGUCCUGCACUAGCUUCUCUUCCAUUCCAGAUUCUGCUAAUGGCAACUUUUUGAAUCAAAAGACUGAUUAACAAAGCAGCUUGAGUUCAGCUUUCCUAUUUGACAUGCCAAAGCCAUUUCAAAAACAUAAAGCUUAAUUGCCACUUUGACAAGGGUUAAAAGUGCAAUGGGGCCCUGCCAAGAGAGAGCGUGUCACAUUGCUCAAAUGGAACUCCAAAGGAAGUUUCCUCCAGCCUUUUGUAGAGAACAGGAAUCAGACUGGUGUCCUUGGAAGACCUUCUCCAAGAACUUGACAGUGCUGAACCUCCUUAUGGAAUUUAGUUUAAUCAUGCAAAAAGUUAGAUUUUUGAUUGUGCCUUAAACAAAACUAGUGUCUGCAUCAAAGUAGUCAAGCGUACUACCAGAGCUCCAGUCAGCAGCCCAGGUCAAAAGAGAACCCAGCAAUCUUAGGUUUAUUUUUAGUGGAUGGACUCUAGGAACAGGCGCUAAAAACAUGGGGUCUGCUUCCAAUUCUGUCACUGACCAAAUAACCUCAGACAGUAAAAUCACCUGUCUGCUUCCCCACUGUAAAAUAAGUACGUCUUCUCUUCUUCAAAGGGGAUUGUAUUAAUGGUUGUACGGUGCUCUCAAAGUGGAGAGCUGAGCAAAUGCUAAAUAUUGUUAUUCUACACAUCAUCUGCCUUCUCCCUACCUGAUUGGCAUCUCCAGUGAGUAGAAAGGAUUUUUCAGAGCGAAGUCAGAAUAAAUCUCAUAGAUCUUGCGCAGAAGGGACUCUAUCCCAGCUUGCCGUGGAUCAGCGAGCACCACAAAUUUGAUCCCUGGAGCCAUAAUGAAAGAAGCAUUAGCACUGACUACAUGCAAGCUGCAAAGGUAAUAAUACUAUAAAAUACAUUCCCAAAUAUAAUUGAAAAGGCCUCAUUUACAGGAAGGACGGGAGAGCAGCUGACACCAUCUGAAGAAUACUUAAAAUUUGCCUUGUUUUGUUUAAGAUAUAUAGAGAAAGAUUAAUGAUUGAGUAGUGUAUUUUAGCAAGCUAACAUUCAGGAUGUGAUUUUACUUUCAGGUGCACAGAGCGUAUUUUGUAACAUUGCUAACGUGCCUAUACACUUGAGCACCUCUAGGGGAAUCUUGCACUUCAAGCACAAGCUGGGUUUUAUUUGCAAUUCUUCAGCUAGAUUCCAGACUUUUAAAGACAUGGUGGCCAAUUGAGGCAAGACGAGACAAGCUAGUUUCCCUUUCUGUAAAGGGGAUAAUUCCUGGGAGGUGAGUAAGAAGUUGAGGGUUAAUUCGUAUUUGUGAGGUACUUUGUCAGUUUCUCUCGAUAGAGGCCCAUCAGCUCUUUGUAAAUCCUUUUGUAUACUUCUGGUGCUCUCUAACUGGAUACUGAAAUAAUUAUCUUUUGCCCUUUUCUAGUGCCUUUCAUCUUAAAAUGGCAAUCUAAUUCAGAGAAAUACCAUAUGAAUAAAGAUCAGGCACAAAAGCAGUACUUUUGCAGCAAUAUACAAGUCUAAUAAAUACUCCUGAGGGCAUUCUGUGCCAAAAAAAUAAAAAUUGUGCACA